Messenger RNA from Thelazia callipaeda (thelaziosis nematode), 1248 nucleotides. The record is from the annotation of a GenBank genome assembly. NCBI's taxonomy places the organism in Eukaryota, Metazoa, Nematoda, Chromadorea, Rhabditida, Thelaziidae.
UGCAGUUUCGAUGGAGAAAACUUCGAUAAAAGCACUACUCCGUUUAAAUCCUCAAAAUAUACAGCCAAAGGUUGGAUGGCAAUUUGCAUGUUAUCAGCUGCAAAUCUUGGUAGCACUACAGUAUACAGUUGCAUUGCCCCUUUUUAUCCAAAUGCAGCAAAAGUCAAAGGUCUAGGAAGCUUUGAAACAGGCAUUGUAUUCGGGAUUUUUGAGCUAAUAAUGUUUUUUGCUGCUCCGCUUUUCGGAAAAUAUGUAAUCUUAGGACACAAAAGAAUGUUUGUUUUUGGUAUCGCUGUUACUGGUACAACUGCUAUGCUUUUUGGCUUCUUAAAUUACAUUGAGUCAUCGUCAUUAUUCUUCUGGUGUUCAGUAACUAUUCGCAUUGCUGAAGCAGUUGGUGAUGCCGCAUUCGUAACUUCGUCGUUUGCAAUCGCUGCGAAACGCUUUCCCGGGCGUGUCGCAACUAUUAUUGGAAUACUGGAGACAUUUGCUGGACUUGGCUAUACUGCUGGUCCUCCUCUCGGUGGAAUGCUUUAUGAGAUCGGUGGUUUUCAAUUACCAUUUCUUGUCUUGGGACUUGUUCUUCUAUUUAUAUCAUUACUUGCAUAUUUCUUGAUUGAAAAAAUUGAUGCUAUGAAUGGUAAAGAUAUGCUCGGGAUGUUGAAAAUACCUGUAUUUUGGAUAAUGAUUUAUGCUGUUUUUUUGUGUGCCAUAUCGCUAUCAUUUCUGGACCCGACCUUAGCUCAUCAUUUAGAAUCGUUCAAACUUUCGACAACUGUCGUGGGAUUAAUGUUUUUGCUGUGUGGUGGAAUCUAUACGAUAACAGCAAUGUUUUGGGGCGUAAUUGUUGAUAAAUUUAGCUGCCACCGGGCAAUAUUAUUUUUUGGUGCUACUGCUGUAGUAUUAAGUAUGGUUAUGAUUGGCCCAUUACCUUUGUUGAAAGUUGAAAAAAAUUUGGCUUGGAUUGCGAUUGCUUUAGGUGUGCUUGGCGUAGCUGCAAGUGCCAUAUACAUUCCAACUUUUCAAGCUUGUAUUGAUGCUGUUUGUGAAUACGGUUAUGAGGAUUCAGCGCAAACAUAUGGAUGUGUUUCAGGUGUUGUGCAGUCCGCAUUUGCUUUUGGUUCAUUCAUCGGUCCUACGAUUGGUGGCUUAUGUGCUGAAUGGAUUGGUUUCGCAUGGACAGCUGCUAUCAUAGCCUUAUUAAAUAUCAUUUUUGUUAGUUUUUGCGAUAAUUUUAGAGUGAAAUGA